GCGCUUUCGCCCUCUGGGUAGUGCUGCUGAAGCGCCGCUGUUUCGUGUGAAGCAGAAACUGCGCGGGAGGGAGGAGCUGCCGUUGCUGACGACAUCGGCGGAGACCGAGGCAGCUUCAGACGGGGCUUUUGGAUCCGGAUCCCGACUGGCCUGCGGGGGUUGUCACAGGAGCGGAUUUUAACGUUGAGGUAGCAGCGCGUUCUCCAGGCAGGCAUCAUGGCCGAGGUGGAGCACCAGCUCGGCGCGACCCAAAACGGACACGAGGCGGCGGCGGCUGCAGCGGCCGAGGGGUGCGCUGGCAGCGGCGGCGACGAGGAGCAGCCCCAGGAGGAAGAGCAGCAGCCGCAGCCACAGCAGCAGCAGCCGCCUCAGGAGGAGGAAGAGGAGGACGACGACGAGGAGGAGGUGGUGGCGGCCGAGGCCGGCGACGGGGACGAGGAGGAGGCGGGGCAGUCGGCAGCCCCGGCCGAAGCGGCUGGCAGCCAGAACGGGGCCGAGGGCGACCAGAUCAACGCCAGCAAGAACGAGGAGGAUGCCGGGAAAAUGUUUGUUGGUGGCCUCAGUUGGGAUACAAGCAAAAAAGACUUGAACGACUACUUCACAAAAUUUGGUGAAGUGACUGACUGCACAAUAAAGAUGGACCCGAAUACAGGAAGAUCAAGAGGUUUUGGAUUCAUUCUCUUUAAAGAGGCAGCAAGUGUUGACAAAGUUUUGGAGCAGAAAGAACACAAGUUAGAUGGACGAGUGAUUGAUCCUAAAAAGGCAAUGGCAAUGAAAAAGGAUCCUGUGAAGAAAAUAUUUGUUGGUGGACUUCACCCAGAAGCAACAGAAGACAAGAUCAGGGAGUACUUUGGAGAGUUUGGAGAGAUUGAGGCAAUUGAACUUCCAAUGGAUCCAAAGACCAAUAAAAGAAGGGGCUUUGUGUUCAUCACGUUUAAGGAGGAAGAUCCAGUGAAGAAGAUUUUGGAGAAAAAAUUCCACAAUAUCAGUGGUAGCAAGUGUGAGAUAAAGGUGGCACAGCCAAAAGAAGUAUAUCAGCAGCAACAGUUUGGUUCUGGAGGUGGCCGAGGAAGAGGUGGAAGAAGAGCUCAAAGUCAAAAUUGGAAUCAAGGUUAUGGCAAUUACUCGAACCAGGGUUAUGGGAGUCAAGGAUACGGCUAUCAGCAAGGUUAUGGUGGCUAUGGAGGCUAUGAUUAUUCAGGAUAUGGGUAUUUUGGAUAUGGACCGGGCUAUGAUUACAGUCAAGGUUCAUAUGGGAAGGCUCCAAGACGUGGUCAUCAGAAUAACUACAAGCCAUAUUGAUCAAAGGUAUUCAGGUAUGCAGUGGCAUGCUGUUGUGCAUAAGCUUACUGCAUCAGUUUUGUACUCAAUGCUGUAGAUGGACAUUACAAUUAUGUACCAAAUUUAACUUUACAAUAAAUUUCUAUGGCCUGUUAUGUGUAUCUGAAGAGCUCCCUGGAAAUAUCUUUGUUUAAUAUUUGCAGAUAAUAGUUGUCUAGACAGUGUGGUGUGUAAAUUUCAGCCUUGCUGAAGAUUAAUGAUUUUAUUGAUAGGUAAAUUGAAACUGAUCUUGAGGGUCUGCUUAAACCUGCAGCUCUGCAUCUGGGGACUGCCUCUUGGAGUAAACUGUGGUUGUUCCAGUUGUACAGAAUGAGAUGCAUCUUAGGGAACCAGUGUCACUUUCCACCUUUUUAUUUUGUAUUGGUUUUGUGUCAUACAUUUCCUGUAACGGAAGUGUUAAUUUUACUGUACUUUUUGGUACCUUUUUGGAAUCUAAUGUAUUGUAAGGUAUUUUACAUGUGUUCUGAUUCACCAUGACAUGGAUAUUGAUGCUAUCCUAGCUUUUGAAUAAAAAAGCAUAAUCCAG
Hemicordylus capensis (graceful crag lizard) is the source of this 1867-nucleotide messenger RNA. RefSeq names its product heterogeneous nuclear ribonucleoprotein A/B (gene HNRNPAB). Gene Ontology annotation, molecular function: RNA binding. NCBI's taxonomy places the organism in Eukaryota, Metazoa, Chordata, Lepidosauria, Squamata, Cordylidae. The coding region runs from base 217 to 1302 and encodes 361 amino acids. The transcript has 8 exons. Gene Ontology annotation, biological process: regulation of gene expression. The record is from RefSeq and is a predicted model, not a curated record. Gene Ontology annotation, cellular component: nucleoplasm.